UUAUCAAAAAGAAAACGUAAAUGCCCUAAUUGAAAACUAAAGAUUUGGCCACACUUUAGAAAAAAUAUGUAUACAAUUAAAUGAAAAUAAAUAUGAGUUUUGAAUUUUAAGGCAUCACUAUGAGUAUUGCCGACGUGGAGUAUGAAUAUGUUGUGUUAAAAAUAAACGGUUACGAUAUUAGUCAUUUGUCGAGGUAUGAAGCGGUUCAAAAGUUCCUUCAAGCUAAAGAAACCCUUGUUGUAGAAAUACGAAGACAGAAACACAAUGCAUUAGAUUUAGAAUUAAAACAAGGCUCCAAUGCCAAAAUAUCAAAAGUGGACAAACCCGAAGAACUUUCUGUCCUAACUGACAAGUCAGCAGAAGCGACGAUCACAGCUGCCAGUGCCUCUCAAGAAAUAAGUUGCCCUUCUUUAACAUCGUUGAAAGAAAUCGAUACGAAAACUCCUGUGGUUUUAACUCUGCGGGCUAGAAGUCAUGAGGAUCGUUUGGGCAGUCUACAAGCCGCAUCGAAGGAAACUCAAACCCAAUCUGUCGUUCGCAUGGACGUUCUAAAGGAUAACGAUUUGGUUAAAACAAUUACCGACAACUUCAUAGAGCAUGAACACCACUUGUUCGAACAAUGCCUGGAACCGGAAAUCGACAUUGAGGAAGUAACGCUUGUUAAAGGUGUUGAACAUUCAAGCAGCAAUCAAAUCGGGCUCAUUGUUACCUCCUCUGGACUUCAGCAAUCAAGUACCGACACCGAUAAACUACGUAACGUCUUAGAACAAAGUGAGGAUGUGUUCAUCAGUGGUGUACAACCGGAAAGUAUAGCCUAUCGUGAUGGGCGCCUUCGACAGGGGGAUCAGAUUCUUCGUAUUAACGGCUUGGAUGUUAAAAACCAGGAGGAGUUAGAAACUCAAAUAGCAGGGAGUAGUACAUCAGUAACGCUACUAGUUAGUCGAAUUAUAUACCCUGAAGACGAUGAUGACGAAGAUAUACAUUUUGAGUAUGCUAAUACAUUUCUGCCAGAUGACUAUACAAAUGUAGUGGAUAAACUGGACAAGGUUUUGUUAACUCACGUCCAGUCUUUGGAAGAACUAUCCCAUGAAUCCGCUAUGCAAUCUGACAAAUGCUAUCAUAUACCAGAAAAGAACUCAUCUGAUUCAAAUGUUAAAAUAUCAUCAUUGGCGAAAAAUAUCAUUGAGCAAUCUACCAAGUCGUGUAGUAAAAUAAAGCUUCGACCGAAUGCAAGCUUGAACUAUAGAACAAAAAUCAAUCAACCUUUAAGCCAAGAAGAAGUUCAUCUGCAAUAUGAGUACGAUGAAAGCGAGCACAUUUACGAGACCAUUCCAGAAGAUUCUGAAAGUGAACCAGUGUAUUGUUCACCGUACCAACGUUUAAACAAGACGUCAAUAGGUUGUUGUGCAUCUCCAAUAGCAUCGAAACCUGCCGAAUCAUUAGAAACAACAAUGCAACAACAAACUCAAAGAGUCGCCCAGUGGUUGGGCUUGAAGCCAAAAGCCACAUACCAGAAACCUAGACAAACUCUAGUUGGUCGACCCCCGCCGUUGAAAUUAGUACAGCAACCUGCGUGUAGUCGUGUUUUUACCUUGCGAAGCACCUUAACCAACACAAGCGCAUCCAGCAGUAGUGGAGUGGCAUACAGCUCUUAUGGACAAAAUAAUGUUGUUACAGGGAACGCCGCGGCUCCUGGCGAAGAGGUCGAUAACUCCUCAAGUGCCUACAACACUGGUGGCUCUAAUAAUAGCGCCUCCCCCCAUCAAAAUACUACAAAUCCUGAUGAAGGCAUCGCCACUGGUCGCAAGCUAGAUAGUACAGUUAUUGAUAGCCCCAAUGAUCAUUUGGAUUCCCCAGGUGUAAGCAGUAUGUUGCUAUUACCAUUUGGCAAGUCUGGCCGUAUUGGUCUCUGCUCUUCCAAUCUGCCAACAGCAUAUGUCAGCGAGCGGUAUACCAACGUUGGGUCCGAAAAUGAAAUCUAUCCACUUAAAAGCGACAUUGAAAUACUAAGAGUUAAACAAACUGAUGAUUCCUAUAGCCAUUGUCCACAGUUUAACGCCCCAAAUUUGAGUAGUUACCACUUUGUUAGUAGUCAAGAGGUUGCAAACAGAUGUCAUAUUUCAACAAGUAUACAAAAAAAUGAAACUUUGCUUAACGGUGAAAGUGCUGAGGACAUACCCAUGGUAUGGAAGGUUAAAAGACGACCAGAUGGAACGCGGUACAUAGUAAAACGGCCAGUUCGUAAUCGACCCCAAGUUGCAUUUCGGAAAAAUAUGCGCUGCAACGAAGUUACCACGACGGAGGAGGAUACAAUAUCUGAAGUAAAAAUAGGUCGUUAUUGGACAAAAGAAGAACGUAAGCGGCAUAUCGAACGAGCUCGAGAGAAGAGACAUCAUCAGACGCAACCUCAGCAACAAUAGCCCCAGUAACAUUUUCCUGUCGGAACAUUUAAAAAUUACAUAGCUUUAACAACAGUCUUAAAAACACAAAUUAGAUUCACUGUCGAAAAAUUGUAUUUGAUUUAAUUGUUUGGACGUCACCAAAAUUUAAAGAGAUUAUCGAAGUGCAUAAGCAAGAUUUGUCACAAUUCCAUUUUAAAAUUUUAAAAUCUAACUAUGUAGGCUUGGUAUUUUGUGAUGUGACCAAAUUGAAAUAAAACGUUUUGGGGGUCGUUAUAAAAUUCAAAAACUAAUUUGUAUCGGGUUUUUGUUGUAAAUUGUUCCUAUACUAGUUAUUUGUUUAAAUAAACCCUACAAUGCUUAUAGUCCUCGUUGAUGCCGCCACAAUUAUUUACGGCAUAUUACACAUGUAAUUAAUGAAAUACCUUCAGUUAGCUAUAACAUAAUGCAAGUAAUUCUUAAGAUAUUGUUUAUCUAAAAUAAAGAAAUCGUGACAAAAAAGUUGCUUUCGAAUUAUCUUAUCUAUCGUGGAACUCCACUAUAGCGAUCUCUUGUUUUGAUUUCAAAUGCCAAAAAUUGUAGUCCCUAAAAGUAUCAAAAUUGCCGCUUCUGAACUAAAUUUAUUUCCCAGGUCAAUUACCUAUUUUUAACAUUUUAGUGCCUUAUCCACAAUAGUCUUGAGUAUUUGGAAUUGAAACUCAAUUUAAUACCCGUAGAGUAAAAGAGUAUACUAGAUGUAACUGGUAGAAGGAAGCGUUUCCGACCCCAUAGAGUAUAUAUGUAUAUUCUUUUGAACUAUCGAAUCUAAAAUGUCUCGGAACAAAUACGUAGGGCAAGUUUUUUACACGCCCACUCUAACGCCCACAAACCGCUAAGUUUUUUAUCGAUCAGCUAGAAACUUUCGCAGACUAUUGUCCUCAAACCGCCCAAAACAUUGUAAAAAGUUUUGAUUUUUUGUUUGUGUUAUUAUUGGCCUUGACAAUUUUUAUUCGUAUACCAAGAAAUUGCCCAAAACUGCCACGCCCGAGCUUUUGAAACCUAUUUAUUUGGUUUUAUUGUGUUUCCCAAUUUGUAUCGAUAUGCCAGCAAAAUGUUAAAAUUUCUUGUUCUCACUUCCCCUACGUGAGUUACGGGUAUUUGAUAGUCUGGGAACUUGACUAUAGGAUUCUGACUAACUUCUAAAGAGUCCAUGAUUCGCAAAACAGGUUUUCAUUCAACGCGCAUUCUAUUGACCUAUUUUGUUGACUUCAGAGGCAUUAUUUGUUGAUUUUUGGCGUAUGAUUUGUUUUAAAGUGAAAAAAUAUGUGUUUACUAUUUCCCAUUAUCUAAAUCAUUGUUUUUAAAAAAGGGUGUUAUUUCUUUUUAUAUUACCUGAAAAACUUCUGUUUUAAAUAUAGGAGGUUCCUUAAUACAUAUUGUUUGAUACCUAGAGAACCAAGCCUAAUGUUGCACUGCAACUGCAAUAUCAAUUCUGCAAACUCUAAAACUAAAAAUUUAGAUAUGAAAGUCUGCACAUAUAAGAACAAUAAAUUUUAAGUACAAAAAGUAAGCUAUUGCAUUUAUCAGAGCUCUAAGUGGUUCAGUGUCAAUGGUCUAUAAUUAAAUAUUCCAGUAUACCGGCUCUCAUCUCUGAGACAUCGAUAGUUGUUAUAUUUUUGAUUGUAUUCUUUAUCGUGCGUUGAAUGCCGAAAAUCCAGCAAGGGCUGAACUACGAAUAUAUUGUUACCAACAUUCGACUUGGGUCUGACCAAAUGUGGCUAAACGAGGAAGUCUUUUAGCUUAAAGCUGGAUAAAACCUUGACAUGACCGCACACAUAACCAAGGAAUUAAGUGGAUUCAUAGAGUUGCACAAAUAAUUAAGUCUCGAUUUUACUGUUCCCCAUGUGCAAUUUUUAAUCAGCCUAUAACAUAAGCCAUCAAAACAACUAUUUAUAAACAACAAACAUGAUGAAAAAUAUAUUGUAUCUAUAAAGUAUACUUUAUGAUACUAACUCUCUGAAAUAUUUAAAUCGACUGAUAAAUUAGCAAUAAUAUUAAGAUCGGAUUAUUAUAUAUAUAUAUAUAUAAUACAAUAGAUCAAGUAAAAAAAUCCAAAAGUUAUAUAUACUUAAAUCUACGAUAUAUGACCCACAUGUGACAACUACCUUUAAAAACUUACGAUUAAUGUGAAUAAAAAGACUUAUAUAUUAUAGUCAAUCAUAUUUAAUAUUUAUAAUACAAUGCGAGUUGCGUAGAAUGUUAUAAAACCAAACGUAUUUCGGUUCGGUUUAAAAUUGGAUGUUUAAUAUUAGAAUUUUUGUUAUACCUUUGUUUUAAAAUUUUGUACUGUGCUUCAAGGUUAAAUGAAUCAAUCGAAAAUUUGUAAUAGCGGCUGGCUUAUAUAAAUUUAAAUGUAUAAACUUUUAACAUAAAAUCUUUAAGGUCAAAAUUUCAAACGAGUGAGACUAAAUAAUUUAUUAAUCGCACAAAAUAAACCUCUUACAUUAUUUAUGAGAUAUAACUAGAACAAUUUUAUUUCAUAAACAAAUUUUUUAAAAAUAUAUUGUGCAUUUAUAUAUACAUACUAUAUAAUUAUAUAUACGUAAUACUUAGCCCUAAAUAAUAUUCUUCAUAAGAUAGCAUAAUGUUGUUCCCAUUCAUAUGAAAAAGAAUAAGUAUUUCCAAAUAAUAUACAUAGAGCAUAUUAAUCUGUAAAAAUCCUUUACUUAAUGGUUUUUACAAAGGUAAAACGAUAUCUAUGGUGCUUAUAACAAACUUGAACCAUAAUUAUUGUUUAAUAAAAAAAACACGCAUAUAACAAUGAAAAUAAAUUCACGGAAAAUUAAAGAUGGGAAAUAUGGAUACCCAACAGUCGAUUUCAGAUUAAAUUACGGACUUAGGCAAUUUUUAUUUCUGAAAAAAUCGAAAAUCAAUAUCAUCCAAAUUGCAAUUUAUAGUAAAUAUUUUAAAAUGUUUUUACCUGAAAGUGUUCCGUACAUAUUUUGUUACAAAUUAAUGUUUAUGUUAUUUUAUUAUUUUAGAAUAGCGCAAAAAAUUGUGCAACAAUAAAAUGAUAAUUCCAAUAAAGACGUAAAGAAUGUACAUUAUAUUUAUUUUCAGCAAGUUUAACAUUUUGGUGUCGUAUUUAUUUCGGCUAACCGUUUGGUUCUGCAUUAAAUACUAUUGUGCUCAAAUAAAAGAUUAAAUAGUCUUCAAAAAAUAUAAUUUGUAGGAAUUGGUACAUACGUACAAACAAAAAGAGAAGUAAAUAUUUUUGUACACAGUUUGUAAGGACUUGCAUUUAACUUAUAAUUGGCGGCUAAUACAUUUACAACGAAUGUUUUACUAAUUCAAACGAGGUAUUACUUUAAUUGCGAAACAAAAACAAAUAAUCAAUGCAAAACAACAACAAUAAGUAUAAAUAUAUAUGUAAAGUAUAAAUACAUUCACCUAAUUUAAAAUUUAUGAUUAUAAGUAUAAUACAAAAGUAACUAAAAUAAAAGUAAGCGCCCAAUAACAUAAACAAUAUUAAAAAUAUGAAAAUAUCCGUAUUGUGUUCGACAGAAAGUAAUAUAUCUUAAAGUACAUUUCAUAUAUCGACUCAGAUCGGCAUUCCCAUUUUACUGAUUAGUAUUCAUAUUAAAAGGCCAACUUCAGAACCGAGACCCCUAAGUUUAUAUGAGAAAUAUUUAUGGAAAUAUAAGUAUAUCAAUUUAUAUAGUAAUGUAUCACUAAAUGGUUAUAUAAUAAAUUUUUCGGAAAUAAA
Drosophila simulans is the source of this 6144-nucleotide messenger RNA. It is a transcript of the gene Slip1, whose product is annotated as slo-interacting protein 1. Lineage: Eukaryota; Metazoa; Arthropoda; Insecta; Diptera; Drosophilidae. The transcript is spliced from 8 exons. Bases 120 to 2420 code for a protein of 766 amino acids. The record is from RefSeq and is a predicted model, not a curated record. Gene Ontology annotation, molecular function: protein binding.